AUGGAUGUGCUGUGGCUGGAUGCGGAGUCGGCCGGCGCGAGCAUGGCGGUGCACAGCCGUGUCACAGGGGUGACCGCGGAAGCCGCACGGAAGCUGGUGCACGUGGAGGACGUCAACACGGGGGAGCGCUCGACGGUCGGCGCGCGGUGGUUGGUGAACGCCGCAGGCCUCGGCGCCCAGGCCGUCGCCGCGUCGAUCCAAGGCGUCCCCGCGUCUUCCAUCCCGCCCCGCCGCCUCGCAAAGGGCAGCUACUUUGCGCUCUCUGGCUGCGGCGCCCCCUUCUCGCACCUCAUCUACCCGCUGCCCGAGGACGGCGGCUUGGGGGUGCACCUGACGAUAGACCUUGGCGGCCAAGCCAAGUUUGGGCCUGAUGUGGAGUGGGUGGAUAGCAUUGAUUACAGUGUAGACCCAAGCAGGGGCGACAAGUUCUAUUCGGCGAUCCGGUCAUACUGGCCGGGGCUGCGGGACGGCGCGCUCGUGCCGAGCUACUCGGGCGUGCGGCCCAAGGUCAGCGGGCCGGGGGAGCCGGCGGCCGACUUUGUGCUGCAGGGGGCGCGCAGGGGCCACGGCGUGCGGGGGCUCGUGAACCUGUUUGGCAUCGAGAGCCCCGGGCUCACGGCGUCGAUGGCGAUCGCGGCGCGCGUGCUGGCGUUGCUACGGGGUUGA
Monoraphidium neglectum is the source of this 666-nucleotide messenger RNA. RefSeq lists its product as hypothetical. The coding region runs from base 1 to 666 and encodes 221 amino acids. Gene Ontology annotation, cellular component: mitochondrion. The transcript has 2 exons. The record is from RefSeq and is a predicted model, not a curated record. NCBI's taxonomy places the organism in Eukaryota, Viridiplantae, Chlorophyta, Chlorophyceae, Sphaeropleales, Selenastraceae. Gene Ontology annotation, molecular function: (S)-2-hydroxyglutarate dehydrogenase activity; (S)-2-hydroxy-acid oxidase activity.